Saccostrea cuccullata (small rock oyster) is the source of this 1920-nucleotide messenger RNA. RefSeq lists its product as uncharacterized. Gene Ontology annotation, cellular component: membrane. Lineage: Eukaryota; Metazoa; Mollusca; Bivalvia; Ostreida; Ostreidae. Gene Ontology annotation, biological process: G protein-coupled receptor signaling pathway. The record is from RefSeq and is a predicted model, not a curated record. The coding region runs from base 157 to 1827 and encodes 556 amino acids. Gene Ontology annotation, molecular function: G protein-coupled receptor activity. The transcript has 6 exons.
CCAUUGUGUUUCGUAGUAUCGUAUACAACUGCUGUUGAUAAUGAUAAAGAUAGGAAAGAUUUACUGAAACAGUAUUCUUAUCUUUGUGGAAAUGAUCAUAUAUGUGAUGAAAACGGUUUUUCGAAUACAACAGAAGUGGAACAUGAAAACCUCACCAUGCCAUGUCCUAGGUGUGGCUGUGAUGAUUUCUGCUCGGUGACUGGAGAAUGUUGUAUAGAUAUAGAAUUCAACACGUGCGUGCGAACGUCAUUUGGUUCAGAGUGGGCGACUGAUAAAAUGUUUUACAUGAAAAAUUACUGUCCCCACAAUGCAGAAAAAGAACUUGUAAGUAGAUGUCAAGCUGCAAAUACAAAUGAAAAUUUGUUUGAAAGAAAUCCAGUGACUUCAAAAUCAACCAACAUAACUUACAGUAAUAUUUACUGUGCCAGAUGUAAUAACGAUUAUAAUGUCCUACCAUGGAACAUAUUUACAAACUGCAUCAUCAAACUGGAAACUUUCACAACUCUGGAUGAGUUGUGGAUAUAUAUUCUAAACGGAAAUCUUUCUUUUGAGUUCAUUCCGACAUUGGAAAUGCGUAGGAACAUGCAGGUUCCAAGAAGCUUGAACUUGGCAGCUGUUGUAACGUCAAAGGCAGCAUUCAGAAUGACGUCAAAAAGUGGGGACAGCAACGCUGAUCUAAGUCUGCUACCGGUUACAGACAGUCGUAAUUUAAAAACAUAUCAGAACUUAUUCUGCUUUCUGUGCUCAACCUUAAAUUCGAAAAGAAUUGAUCAACAAAAGUAUAUAUUUCCAUGGAAGAUGCACAUUGAAUGUCCAAACAUCUUCAACUUUAAGCGUGAGAGAAAGUGUCGCAGUCUUUUCUGUCCUUUGGGAAAGCAGCUAGUGAAUGGACAAUGUAUACCUAUGUUUUUAUCCUUUAUAUCUAAAACUUACAACAUUGCAUUUACGGCGAGCUUUAACACCAGCUACGCUGAGAAUAAAUCAGUUCGGAUAUGCGCCAGUGAUUAUGAUUCUAUUGAUCAUUUAAAGUCUUAUGACGUAUCAUCCCUUCUUCACUCGACCUCAGUCAAUUUACUUCAGAUACUAACAAUUAUUACAACAAGUAUUUCUCUUCUUUCUAUUGUUACAACAUUUAUUGUGUACUGUAUUCUCAGAAAGCUUCGCACAAUACCUGGUCAGAAUUUGAUGUGUUUUAUGUGUUCCCUGUUCUUCGCACAACUGUUUACCCUUGUCAAGGACAUCUUCUCCCGUAACAGCUUGGCUUGUACAGCUGUUGGUAUGUUAACGUAUUACUUCUGGAUUUCAUUCAACAGUAAAAACCCCUGCAAUCGUACAAUGUCCAUGUACAUCUUAUACACAUAUCUGACCCCGCUUAUUUUCAUCGCCAUCACUAUUGGAUAUCACAUGAAUCGUUCGUCGUUUUCCUUGACUGGAUUUGGGGGUAGUAUGUGUUUUAUGAAUGGCGUAAGAACUAAAGUAUUCUCUUUUAUCGUUCCGAUCUCUGCGAUUUGUUUCGUUAAUGUAGUGUUGUUCACCAUUACACUUUGUAAAAUUUAUCACUCUCCUGAAAUUGAAAGUGGUCCCAGUCGAAAUGAUCUUUCAUUAUAUCUAAAGUUAUUCCUACUGACGGGAGUAACAUGGGUAUUUCAGAUAAUCGAUGGGUUCUUUGACAUCUCCCCGUUCUCGUACUUAGUGGCUGUAUUGAAUGGGUCACAGGGGCUUUAUAUCAUGAUAUCAUUUGUAUUUAAUGGUAGAGUCAAACGAAUGUUUCAAGAGAAUGGUGUGUCUGAUAAACCGAGGCUCAGAAAUCAAGAUGUAAAGGAUUGACAAUGUACAGGAGAGGUACAGAUGAAAACUUAUGGAAAAACCCUCUUAGAAUGAAUAUUCGCUAAUAUAUGCCGUGAAUAUUUAUGAAUAUAA